Molecule: messenger RNA, 947 nt
Organism: Raphanus sativus (radish)
Lineage: Eukaryota; Viridiplantae; Streptophyta; Magnoliopsida; Brassicales; Brassicaceae
Product: multiple organellar RNA editing factor 2, chloroplastic
Exons: 4
Coding region: 65-733 (222 amino acids)
Biological process (GO): cytidine to uridine editing; mitochondrial mRNA modification
Cellular component (GO): mitochondrion
Source: RefSeq, a predicted model, not a curated record
CAAAAACCCUAUCCACAGUCCACACUAAAACCUCCAUUUCUUCCUAUCUCGCCUACCUACUACAAUGGCCUCCUCGCCUAUCUCUGGCACGCGCCACCUUACGCGCUCCCUCUUAUCCAGCGCCUCCUUAGUGCCACCUCCUCGAACUCCUUCCUCCGUUCGCUGCACUGGAUUUGGAUCUCGGUUAGCUUACUCGACCCGGUACGUCUCAAUCCGAUGCCGAGCUAACCGGUCAGGCUCCGCUUACUCGCCGCUUAACUCAAACUCUAACUUCAGCGAUCGGCCUCCGACGGAGAUGGCGCCUCUGUUUCCAGGGUGCGAUUACGAGCACUGGCUAAUCGUUAUGGAUAAGCCUGGCGGCGAAGGCGCGACGAAGCAGGAGAUGAUUGAUUGUUACAUCCAGACCUUAGCCAAAGUCGUUGGAAGUGAGGAAGAGGCGAAGAAGCGAAUCUACAAUGUUUCGUGCGAGAGGUAUUUAGGGUUUGGGUGUGAGAUUGAUGAAGAGACUUCUACUAAGCUUGAAGGUUUGCCUGGUGUUCUGUUUGUGCUACCAGAUUCUUAUGUUGAUCCUGAAAACAAAGAUUAUGGAGCCGAGCUGUUUGUGAAUGGUGAGAUAGUCCAACGAUCACCAGAGAGGCAGAGGAGAGUUGAGCCGCAGCCACAGAGAGCUCAAGACAGGCCAAGAUACAAUGACAGAACUCGCUAUUCUCGCCGCAGAGAAAACACACGUUGAAGUGCGGCUGAAGAGGAUGGAUCAUAAACCUACACCGUAUGAAAGCGCAAAGGAAAGCUUUGUAUGAUAGUGAUCAUGAAGAUGAUGUUGCUACCCGGCGAAGUACUUUGCAGUGAGUGAAUCGACCAACUUUGGAUAUUGUUAAAAUGCCAAGUUUUGAUUAUAAUGUAUAACCUUUUUAUAUAAUAAUGUAAAUUGAAGUACCGUUCCAUUA